Astrephomene gubernaculifera is the source of this 3151-nucleotide messenger RNA. The record is from the annotation of a GenBank genome assembly. NCBI's taxonomy places the organism in Eukaryota, Viridiplantae, Chlorophyta, Chlorophyceae, Chlamydomonadales, Astrephomenaceae.
CUUUGUUUAUGUAAAGUUUAUGACUGGUGCUUUUCAGCGAGUGAAGCCUUGCAAAUUAGGGACACUUUCUGUAUCUUGCGAGUUAGCUUAGUUAAUAACAAUUUCAGAAAGCCCUUUUAAGCAACCUUGAAUCAUGCGCAAGAAUUUAAGCAGUAGACCUUAGGCCAUGGACAUCGCGAGAAAUGCUGAGACAAAGUUACCGUAUGGCGACGGUGCCAUUGGGCUAUUGAUAAAACGGUGAAGAUGGCAAGCGCCUUUGUGCGUGCAGGCGCAGGACAGCGCGUGGAAGGAUGCAACCCCAGCCUGCCCUACCCCAGGUUGCUCCUGUAUCCACCUGCCUUUCCCGGUGCGGCCCCAUUCCCUUGCCCGUGCGGCCGCCCUUCCACAUGCGACGCCCCCUUGCCCUUCGUGCGGUUCUUGCCUCCCAAUGUAUUCCCUUUUCCGCGCGGCUGCCCUGUGCUGCACCAGCCUCCCCAUGGCUGCUCCAUGCGGCUGCCAUUACUCGCGCAGCGCAUGCUUGCCUUCCAAUGACCUAACCCAUGCAGCUCCCCUUUCCCGCCGGGCGCCUGCCGCCCCGUGUUCUUACCCGUGCAGCGCACUUGCGGGCUUUUUGCGGCCCACUGUGGGGCCUCUCUGUCCUUCCAUGUGCAGUGCCUGCCUCCCCACGCCCUCCCCAUGUGCUUGUCCUUACCCGCGCGGCGCUUGCCCCCAUGCCCAGCUCCUGCUUCCCCAUGCCCCCAUUCCUGCGAGCAUUUGCGCCAAUUUGUGAGCAGGGCGGGGGCGCUGGUUCCAUGGCCGUGGGUGGUUGUGUAGGAUGGGGGUGUGUCAUGCACGCAUUGGUGUUGGUACUUGGGCAGAGCGGGGAUGCAUGCGUACAUAAAUCGGGAGCAGUGGUAAUUGGGCGCGGUAAUUGUGUACCGCGUGGCCGCUGGUAGUUGGGCAUCGCGGGUACACAUGCAUGUAACAGUGCCGGUUUAUGGGCCAGGUGGAUAUUGCCGGGUCGGUAUGCAUUAACACAUCAGUGUCGAUGCAUGCGUGGGUACGACAGGGAUGCUUGGGCGCAGGUGGUUGGGAAGGGUGGUGAUGCUUGCAUGCAUGGCGCCAAUUUCCGUCAGGACGAGAGGAUUUCUGCACGCAUAAGCACCGAUGGGCGGGGAUGCAUGUCCAUGUGGGCGUCGCUAGCUCGCGGGGCAGGGAUGCCUGCAUGCAUGGGUUCAACAGGGCGAUGGCUGCACGCCCGGGGCUCCCGUACUUUGGUACGGCCUCUCCUCGAGUGUUUAUGCGAAUGGGUGUGUGUCACGCAUGCACACAAUGGAUAGCCUUUAUAUGUUGUGUAGCUGUGAUCCAAGCAGGGAACUGGGAGGCCUGGAGUUGAGGAGGCAGCUACAUGGAGACAAAUGCAAGCCAGGGUGCAGCAGCAGGAGUUGCAACGGCAGCAGGAGGAGGUUCGAAGGCAGCAGGCGGCCACCGCGGCUGCCGAGGCCAGGGCGCAGUCCUUGGCGGAGGAGCUCGGUCGCAUGCGGGCGCAAGCGGAGGCGGCGCAACGUGCCAUGCAGCAGGAGCUUCAAGAGCUUCAGAGGCAGGUGUCGCAGCUGACGCGAGGACAAGGCCAGGAGGCGCAGCAGCAGCAGGUGCAGGUGCAGCAGUGGACGGACGCCCUAACGCCCCAGGCAGCGGGAAGAUGUGAUGUCGUACAAGGCAGAUGCGAUGCAGGCCUCAUGCAGGGCGGUGGUGGUAUCACUCGCACGCCCUCCAAUGAGGCGUCGGGUAUCGUUGGCAGCGUGAGAAGCAGCCUGUUGGUGAUUCCGGCCAUGGCGACACCUCCCAUGGGUCGCGGUGGCGUUAUCGCCACCCCGCAGGCAGCCGCGGCCCCUGCGGUGAGCCCGGUGGACCGUCGUCAGCUGCUGACCCCUCCGCAGCCUCCAAGCAGACCUGCGGUGCUAGCAGCAUCCGUGCCCGCAGUAGCAACAGCUGUAGCUGGGGGCAAAGUCAACAUGGCUGCUGCUGAACCAACUCCGGCUUCCAUCCGUUCUUUAAUUGAGGCGCAUGGGUCAUCUGGCGGUAUUACGGCUGCCGCGUUGGUACGGCACUUUCAGGCGGCAGCAGCAGGGUGCCGUGCGUGGUGCGAUGUGACCCCUGGGUCGGUGCCACACGACAAGGCCAUGGAGAUUCGCAACUGCGUAACCAAGGCGCUUCAAGAUCUGGUGGACGACUUUGAAGUGGUACGGCAGGGCGUGGGGGCUAGCAAGCCCUCCGUGGAUGUGACUUGUGAGCAAACGUCUUACUUGCUGAUGUGAUGCUGAUGGGGUGCUCUACAAGUGAUGCGAGGUGGGUGUGGACUGUGUAGGGGAGUAACGUGAGCAAGAGAGCUGUUUUACGGUGAUGUGUGUGACAUGAGGAGAGGUGUGCCCGAUUGUGAGCCCGCUUGUGAGUCUAGGUUUAUUUAACGUGACGUUCAGAGUUGGCUGCCUUAAAUGAGUGGUAUCGCAAUGCUAACCGAGUUGCAGGCUCGUGUGUGUUGGGCUCCUUACGCCCCAGCGGGCGCUAGCCAGUUGCAUGUCGCUCAUAUAUUCCGUUGGUUGCUUACCGUACAAUCGCUAAAGCAUUGCCUCUUUACUAGCUUCACAGCAAUAGGGAACAUGCCUUGUUAGCUCUUGAGCGUAACUUUAGUGUGACAUUGCGGACCACAAACGUCUAAGCGCUUUCAUUGCAGCACUUGUAGUCCGUUUAGCCUGUGACGUACAUACGGAAGUACGAACGCAUGAUCUAUGCGAGGAGGCUUAUUAGGUAACGGUCUAGCCAUUUACCAUGUAGAGCUAUCCGCUGCUGGCAGCAUGCUUAGGGCUCACCGCUAGUGGCCGUUAUGACGUUUGAAGAAUUUGCGCUUAUGUUGGCUCUAGUUUAGGUUGAUGCAUAAUAACAAUAGGAUGUCGGCUUUUGAUUGAAGCCAUGUGAUGUGAACAAGCCUGGGAAAAAGGCACGGCAUCGAGGAGGCUUUUGGCUGUAGGUUGCCCUAGUUGUUUGGUGACCCAUGGGUCGUGUGUCUCUGGCAUACUUGGCUUUCUGAUGCGUGAACGUAGGGAUGGAUUUGACACGGUUACAAACCAGAGUCCAAACUCAUGUUGACCAAGUAUGGCGUUGGGAGGAAGGC